Messenger RNA from Topomyia yanbarensis, 9246 nucleotides. It is a transcript of the gene CdGAPr, whose product is annotated as GTPase-activating protein CdGAPr. The record is from RefSeq and is a predicted model, not a curated record. The transcript has 9 exons. Gene Ontology annotation, biological process: small GTPase-mediated signal transduction. Gene Ontology annotation, molecular function: GTPase activator activity; protein binding. NCBI's taxonomy places the organism in Eukaryota, Metazoa, Arthropoda, Insecta, Diptera, Culicidae. The coding region runs from base 1319 to 7435 and encodes 2038 amino acids.
AAGUCGGUCGAACGAACGAACAGCACAGACCGUCGAUCGGUUUGUUGAGUUGUGUAAAUAUUUUCAAGAUGGACGGUUGUAUUUCUCUGUUGCUCCGCUGCGUGUGUGCUCGGUUUUAUGUGUAGAACUUUUCCUGCAACUUGUUUGGAUAAUGGAAAAACGUACGUGCUCUGCAGUGAGUGAAAAUCUGCAGUGAAAAAAUUCGAUUCCGGAUGAAAAUUUGGGAUAUUUUUUGUGUGCCUAGAACACUUCCCAGGCACAACCCGAAUCUAUCACGGAAUUUAAUUAUUUUCUCCUCUGAUUUGACACAUCCGUAGAGAGUGAGAAGAACAAAACCGGAGUAUCGUGAGAAUCGUCAAACCGCGGGCUUGUGUUUGUGUCGGUUGGUGUGAAGAGUGCACUGUUUGUCUUGUUUGUUUGAUCACCUCUCGCCAAAGGCUACUAUGCUGCGAAAGGGGUUUGUUUUGUCACUGAUGUUUGAUGUUUUUUCCUUGCGUUAAAAUCUGCGCCAAACAGAUGUUUUAAAUGAUAAGCAAGUGCUGCGAAUUGUUUCCCAUUGGCCGAAAGCUGCAAAUCAAAUCAACACAAUUCAGGUGAAAACUUUCAAGUAAAAACAACUGGUCAAAGGGUUAAAAGUUUGUGCGAAACGUUGGCCUAAAUGGAGUGAAGGAUAUCGGAUUUACCUCCCUUCGUUCGGAAAGGUGUUGCAAAACCCCAACCUGAAGGGAAAACGCAGCAGUUCGGAAAAAUAGUGUGUGUGUGUCAGGAGAGAAAAUUUUUCACUCUACUGAUGGGCGGUGUUGUUUGUUAAAAAUAGCUGAAAGAAGAGCAAAAGGUUCUGGUGUGUCGUUUUGUUUGAUUGCCUCUGGGUGAUGAAUUUCCUUCCACGCUGUGCAAUUUGCGUAAAAAUUUUGGAAAGUGAUAAAGAGUUCGGUGGCAGAUUUUGUGAAAGUUUUGGAAACCGAUAGCCGCAGGAAGGGAAACUAUUUGGCCUCGGCGGUCGAAAUCCAUGGACGAAAAAAAAACAAAGGCGGCUGUUUGUAGUUGGAUCAAAUUUCCCAAACCCCUCUGAAAGGUAAAACUUCACUAAUAACUAGUUAUGACCAGAAAGCUGUAAAAUGAAUCAAAUGCCAGUAGAGAUGUGUCGCUUACGAAGUGACACAAUCGGUGCCGGAAAUCCGCUCCACUGGAGUGCAGCGGCGUAGUAGCUGCGUUGCGUACCACUAGCCAUCCAUCUUCCGAAAAAAAAAACUUCCCUGCAAUCGUAAAAACCCAAACAUAACGCAGACGCAUCCAGUAAGACAACAACACCCAGACGAUGAUGAGUCACUCCAGCAAGCACUAUCAGUUUUCCGGAGCAACUGCUACCACCCAUCCGGAGGCUGGCAGCGUUGGUGUCAUCAUCAAAAUGUCUGAAAAGCCACGCACCAUAAGCGAUAGCGAGUCGGAGAUCAACUACGACAUGUUCAACAGCAGCGUGACGUCGGAGUGUGGCGGGUCAUUGUCGGUGAUGAACACCUCACAGAUUUCGAAUGCGUCCUCCGAUUCGACGCAUAUCAAGAGUGCCAACCUGACGCGGUCGCAGAAUCUGGGAGGAUCCUGUCGUUUCCCAAAACUGGAGGAGUGCGCCCACUUCCACUACGAACGCGUACAGCUGGGUAAACUAUCCGUCCGGUUGGUGGCGGACGAGAAAAAUGACUCCCAGCUGGGACCGCAGAGUGGCCAAAGCUCGCUGCUUGCUAGUACCGAUCUGAGUAGCUCUCAAACAGCCGGCAGCGGUGGUAGAAACAACUGGUUCAUUAUCCGCAUAACGGCUGGUCGGUCUGACUCUUUCAUGAUAAAGCGAUCCUUUGAGAAUAUGUGUUUUCUGGAUGAGAUGCUUCACCGGUGCGUGUACGAUCGGAGGGUGAGUGAGCUGGAAAAUUUGAAGGAGAUGGACGUGUCGGACAAGGGCGAUGACGAGCUAGAAGCGUUGGUGGGAUUGUACUUGAGCCGGCUGUCGAUGAUCGCUUCGGAUGCUAUGACGUGUGGGCCCGUGUUGACUUGGUUGCAGAUUGACAACAAAGGCCGUAGAUUGCCGGUGGCAGAUGAACAAACGAUGAAGUGUAUCAAUACACCAGCCGUCGGGGCAGCUUACGGAGUGAGGAGAUAUGUGGCACAGGCCUGUGAUGAGAUUUCAAUCGAAGUGGGCGAUAUGAUUUCCGUUAUCGAUAUGCCAAGUCCGGCGGAAUCGAUUUGGUGGCGCGGCAAGAAAAGUCACUUGCAGAAAAAUCAGUACGAGGUGGGCUUCUUUCCACAGAGCUGUGUGGCAACGAUUGGCGAUAAGGUUCCUCGGCAUAUGCCUUUCCCUGCUCCACUGGUAGGGUCCUUGGCUGUGUCUCCGACGAAACCAGUUCUUCGAAAACACGGUAAACUGAUAGCUUUCUUCCGAAGCUUUAUCCUAUCGAGGCCUUCCAGACGACGACUGAAGCAAAGCGGAAUUUACAGAGAGCGAGUAUUUUCUUGUGACUUGGGAGAACAUCUGCUCAACAGCGGACAAGACAUUCCAAUGGUUUUGAAAUGUUGCGCGGAAUUUAUCGAGGAGUACGGAAUAGUGGAUGGAAUUUAUCGACUGUCGGGAAUUACCUCCAAUAUACAGAAGCUAAGGCGUGCCUUCGACGAAGAACGCAUUCCGGACCUAACACAUCCCGAGAUUAAACAGGACAUUCAUGCCGUUAGUUCCUUGCUUAAGAUGUACUUUCGUGAACUGCCAAAUCCACUGUGUACCUAUCAGCUGUACGACCACUUUGUGGAGGCGAUCCAAACGCGGCCGGACGCUCCUACCGAUCUCAAACUUCGGCUGAUCCGACAGACUGUUCAAAAACUGCCACCCCCUCACUAUCGGACACUGAAGUAUCUAGCGACACAUUUGUUUAAAAUUGCUCGAGCCUCGACUAGCACCGGUAUGACCGAGCGUAACAUUGCCAUCGUGUGGGCACCGAAUCUGCUACGCUCACCGGCACUGGAAUCUGGAGGUGUAGCUGCUCUACGGGGUGUUGGUGUUCAAGCUGUAGUCACGGAAUACCUGAUCAGUAACUGUGAGCGGAUCUUCGAUGACAAUGCGGAUGAUUUCGGCAGUCACUAUAUAGAAUCUCAGCCGAAUUCUUUAAGCGAUUCCAACAGCAUUCAUAACCAUGGUGGACUUGAUCAGGAGCUGUCGAUAUCGAUGGAAAGACCGAAAAGCUUAAGCGUGGGUGGUGCAAAACUGUUGAGCCUAGAGGAGGCCCGCAUCAGGCGUAAUUGCAUGGAGAAUAGCGAAAAGACUAUCCCCAUCAAUAUCACAAACCCUUCGACGCACAUUGGUUCAUACAUCGAAGUCGGGGGCGGACCCUCGAGUUUGCCGGACAAGUAUCACACAGUGUUACCGGUGCCGAGAAGCUGGAAUAAGCGAAAAUCGCACUCUUCGUGGAAGUCUAUAUUUACGAGGCAACCGCGGCAAUCUAACAGUAACCAGGAUAUUAAAGAGUACAGCAAUGCGUCGACUCCCACAUCGAAAGAACCACCGCUAAUUGUCGCCAAUGGAAGAGCGGUUAUUGAGGAACGUGUGAAACCAGAACAGAAUGGUGAACUAAAGGAAAGUAAUAGCGGUCUGCUGCAAGAUAAGUUAACUAAGAGUGUAGACCUUUUCGACGGCAAGUCACUCACCAUAGAAUCCUGCGCUCGGUCCAACUCGGUCGAUAGCUUACGAACCACCGGACACAGCCGAUCGGUUUCGCACGAUUCGUACUUCGAUUUGCUACAGUCGCCGCUGCGAGGAGGUGUAGUUACAUGCCCUAGCCGAGAGCUGUCCGAGUUGGGACUAAACUUUGACCGGGAAGAACCUGAAAUGCGCAUCUUUUCCGAGAGUGAGAGUUUGGUUAGUAGUCCGAAAGUAGCGAAAGAGUCGGUUCGUCGAACGCUUCGAGCACGUCCUGAAGAAUAUACCAGCGGAGGCAACAGUGUUAAUCCCAGCCCCAAGAAGCAGCCCCGUCUGAACAUUCAAAGUCCUACCGAAGCUGGUAAGCAGCAGCAAUGGAUGGUUGCGACAGCCGGCUCCGGAUCGCUGAAUCAAGACGAAAGUCUCUGCAAACGCUACAAGCUGGAAGAUCAGCUCAGUGAUAUUCAGUACAUCGAUUGUAACACCCCGGAGCACAAUGUGUCUAGUGCAGGAUCUUCGCUGAAUAACAAUACGAUUUUUACCAGUGCCCAGGUGCACAAACCGCCUCUACAAGAGGAUUCCGACGGAGAGAAUGAGCUGAUCGGAGUUAGAAACUCCUAUCCUGGGCCGCAGUAUAGCUACGUGAAGUAUGACUCGCCCAUCAAAGAAACCCGGUUCAGUUAUCCGGGAUCCAGUGCCAAAAAUAGGGAGACCAAGGAGCAAGCGAUGAGCGUGGAUGGACGGCAACAGUUGGUGCAUAAGAAUGGAUCAUCGCUGUAUGAGAGUUUUAUUCUAUGCAGCCAGGCGUCGAAACCGCCCAAAUAUCCGGGCCGUUACAGUUACUAUCAACCUAGCAGCGGAGCAGGCGGAGGUGAUGACCAUGAGAUCGGUGCAUCCGGUGACAAGGGUGAGAGUCGUCGGGAUGAAUCGUUGCAGGUGGUUCCUAGGAGCUGCUCGGAAAAUGUUCUAAGGAAAAGCGAAACCCAGAAGAGUAAGCUGAGUGCCGUUACACCCCAGUCGCCGGUUCAAAGUCCCUGCUAUUCGCUGCUGCUCGGAUCGACUAGUUCGGACAAUAGCAGUAAUUUGAACACCCCGGUUUAUGAUAUGGAUGUUUCGGCACUAUUGGGUCAGCAACAGCAGCCGCUAGAGAAAACCAAAGAUGACUCGGAACAGAGAGAUAUCAAGGCACUGAAAAGAGAGCUUUCGUUGGAUCUUAGCGAAGCCGGAGUGAAGAUAGUUGCAGGGAAGCUGAUGUCAGCGAAGAAACUGUCUUCCCCGAACACCCCGUUGAAUUUCGCUUCGGAUAAUACAACUACCAAUACGACUACGACCACUAGUCAAUCUAUGACACCGAGCGAAUACUGCUACCAAAACCUCAAUCCGGAGCUUUCCCCGGGGGAACUGGCUUCGUUUGCACAGAAGGUAGCUCCCUCCAAUAACAAACCGGGGACGCCGAUUAAGGCCACCAUCAACAUAACUUACAAUGUGCGAUCACCUGUCAGAAAGGAACAAGAAGACAGCAUAUUCCGGUCGCCUGCUCAUUCCGUUGGUUCACUAACGCCAACUUCGCCGAAAAAAUUGGAACAUGAGAUAGCACCAACCAAAGCUGAUGAUGAUUUGCUGGAAGAGGAAGAGUACCAACGGGAGAGGAGAAGUAUCUAUGAGAAUGUGCUGGUAGCUCCCGUGGAAUCACAGACGGGUAGAGAAUCCGCUGCAGCCAAGCGAUUGCUGGAGACUAACUUUGAUGAAACCAUGGUUUACGAACAAGUCAAGUUCUAUAAGAACGCUGUCUCCGAAGUAAAUCACUUGUUGGACGACGAGGAAGUAGAGGGACAAUCGAAGCAAAUGCCAGAGCUGGAAGCGUCCUCCAAGCUGUUAGAUUUGUCCAUCAACGAGGAUGAAGUGAAAGUACCUGAACUAGUCUCGUUUGAGGAAAAAUCUAAAGUAAAGCUGAAAAUACAAGAGGAUGAAGAUGAAGAGGAGGAAGAGGAAGAAGACGAGGAAGAGAACACAGACGGUAUUAACAAUAAUAAGCUAGAUUCUAGACUUGGUACAGAUUCGUCCCAUUCCGAGGUGAAGGAAAAAGUAGAUUUCAUAUUGACUAGCAAGAGCGAAGAAGAAAGUGACGAUGUUCCGAUGUCGGAUGUGAACGACGAUAGUCUCGAAUUUGAUAACACGGACAUAUCGCUGUACGAAAAUGUGGAAUUGCGGAAAAAGCCCUGCGCGCCAGUAUACGAGAACAUGAUCCCUGGGCCAAUCACGCCAACUUGUUCUACGCUUAAAUCCACUACCGAUGACGAAUUUUCUUCCCUUUGUGCAGAUCGGAGUGAUAUGGAUAAUGAGAUGGAAUACCGCAUUGAAAUUCCUCCUAAAAUAGAACUGAAACAUUCGACCAACAGCGUCAGUGUUAAACAGCUAGCAACCAAGUUCGAAACUAGUCCUGUGGAUGCACAUCCACCAUUCGAUUUCCAGCAGCAAUCCAAACUUAAUAACAACAGGGGAAGCGUUGGUCCGGUGGUAACCAUUCGGAACAAAUCCGCCAAAGACUACCAGAACCUUACCAACAUAACGCGCAGUCUGGACGAGAAUGCUUUUAUCCGUGAGUUUGGUAGCGCCCGGAAAUUGGAAAGUUUCAACAAAAGCAUUCAACAGAUCCCCGAGAUCGACAACAUUCUCAAUGAGAACAAUCCAAACCGGCGAAAAUCGCUGGACUUCACCAGACCAAAGAGCCUAAAUCCACCGAAAAAGCUACCCUCGCUGGUCGGGGAAGGUAUCGAGAAUGUGAAGGAUGGUGGACCAGCCCCUCACGAUUGCUGUCGGCCGCAGCAGCAAAAAUCUUCCCCUCCCGCCGAUCUCAAGCUGGACCUAUCCACCAAGAUCGAAGACACCAAAGAAGCCCGGGCGUACAACGUGCGGAUCACACCAACUACCGAGAACCGAAUUUCUCUGGUUCAGUACAACUAUGAUAAUCGAAUUAACCGACGUGAUUCUCAGCAGCUACAACAACAACAACAACAGCUACAGCAGGAUGAAGACCGCAACAGCAUAACGAGCAUUUCGAGCCUGAAAAUGCUUGGCAGUUGCAAACUGGAUCGCAGUCGAAUAGAAAAAAUCAAAGAAGAACGUCGCCAUCAACUUAGCGAAAAGUAUCGCUCCGAGUCGUUCAAAGGCGAACGCACGACCGACUACAGCAAACUCAAGUCCAAAUCCAAGUCCGAGCUGCGUGAAUUCAAAGACAGUGAGACGAUAGACCCGGGGAAGAAAUACGAUUCCCUACGAUUCCGUUCAAAAUCUCGCGUAGAACUUUCGGACCAGCAGUACAACAGCAUGGAUAGCAACGGGCUGUGCUCGGCGGUUUCGCUUAACACGGUCGCACCGACCGGUGGCCGGACGCGGCGCAUAAGCGACGAAAAGAACCAGAACGAUUGUAUCGCCUCGUCUAGUCCACCGCGGGUGCUAACCAGCACCACCGGUAUUGCAAACAUUCCACAGGAUGCCACCAUAUCGCAGGUGUGUGAUAGCAAGUUUGAAUUCAAGACCAGGCAAAAAUUUGACAAGCGAAGCGGCACCAGCAGUGGCGAUUAUCCGUCGAUGGGCAUUCCCGCCGGGGGCGUCGGACGGGAACGGGACAGUUUCAACGGUGGCACCAAGAGCUUCGUCAGAAGUGGUACCGGAACACAACGGGAUCGCUUUUCGCCACAGAUUUCAAUCAAAGAUGUCGCAGCAAUGUUCGAGUCACGAUCGCAAAAUCAGUCGUAAAAUGUAUAGAAGACAACAACAACAACCAGUGGCGGUGGAAGUUUCGUUGAAGAGCUUUUACAUCUUUUAGAAGAGCAAAUAAUUCAAAAAAAACAGGAUGCAUCUGAUAUUAUUCCUCCUCGUCAGAAAAGAAACCAUAUAGGCAGCUUGCAGAAUUGUAUGCUCUUGUGCUAUAUAUUUUAAUAAAUUGAUAACAGAUGAGCCCAGUCGCAGUCAAACAAAUGCAGUGAAUGAGUCAAAUACAAGCCAUUGAAAUUAAUUCUUACUAUUACUACGCAUAACUAUCUGUAGCUAAUUUACCAGACAAGAGAAGUAAAAUUUACUGUAGAAAAAGUAACUGACUUUCACAAUUUACACAGCAAAUGCGAAUAUUUAUUUUAUAAAAUCCAUUAUUAUGAUAUAUAGUAGAUUCCCAUUUGGAGGUAUAAUCUUUCUAUACCAUAAUAUGCUAGAUGAAAUACUCAAACUAGAUUAGAUAUGGAAAACUGUUUAGCGAAAACAAACGCGUUUGCAAACAUUUGCAUUUAAUGACUGCAAUGAUUAACAGAGGAUUCAAGUUAAAUGAUAAAACGGUAUAAAACAUUAGGGAAACAAUUCCUGUCUUCGUUUCACGAUAAUCAAAGAGCACUCGAUAUUGACCACGAAAGAAUGAUAGAAUAAUAUAAAACUGCAGGCUGUCGAACGAUGAUUUCGUAUGCCGCAACAACGGAAUGCAAAUCGAACAUAGAAAAAGAAUUCAUUUUGUUACAGUUUUAUAUGAACAUAUAGAUUUUGGCUACUUUCAAUGCCAGAUUUGUAGAUAUUCUGAAGGGUUUUUUUUUCUAAAGAUGGGCACUCAAUGAGGAUAAUACUUUGAAAGUCGUCAUACUGUACAUCACACUUUAGCUAAGGUUUAGUUGUAAUGUGUUUGCCUUCUUUCGAUUGAGGAUCAACACGUUUAUUCGUUUCAAAAACGAAUUCUAGUUUUUAUUACUUGUUUACUGCACACAUCAGUUGUUCAUUUGUGUCAAUUGCCAGAAAAAGAGAUAAAUUUUUGUUACCUUCUUAUUCUGCUGCCGACGUACUGUAAAAAGUUACAUAAAACCAUUUUUUCACGCAAUCAGAUUUCAACUGCAACAAUUACAGAUUGCGUUAAUAGGGGAUGGACCGAAAAGCACAGCCCAAGAUUGACAGCCAAGUAAAUAGCGAAAGUGACAAUAAUUUUCCAUAAUGUCAAAAGUCCUUAUCGUAAAUGCAUAAAAUUAACACUAGAAAAAUUUAAUCGAUUGUAUUGCAAAAUUCUCCAGUAAUAGUAAACCAGAGAGUAGAACUACAUAGACCCAAGAAACAAACAGUCUUCAAGAACUUUUUCCAACUUCGCUCCAAUCAAGACUCUAUUUGCCCUCCAUCUAUUGUUCGAACUGAAUGAUUUCAAUACGUUUUUCUUCCAACUUUUGUACAUAUUUACCAGCACUUAUUCCUGAUAUGAUAAAAUGGAACGACGGCCAACAAGUGAACGAAGCACGACACUUUAGUCAUCCUUUUGUAAAUAUGAGCUAAAUUAGACUCACACGGACAUGUUAGUCCGAAGCAGUUUAACAUAUACGGGAAAAAAUAUGACUAACAAACUGAGGCAGAAAUGGUAAUAACUAGUAACCAACCACAUCAGAACUUAUAAAGCUACACUAAACUCGAAACUACUUGUGAACAUUGAUAUUAAUAUUGCCCUAGUAUUGAUUAUGAAAUAUUGUGCAAAUUUUGCUGACCCAUCACACACCGUUUGAGGCAAGAGAAAAACCUAUGAAAAUAAAAACUUUCUUGAAACAGUUAAA